AUGGAGUAUCCGACGAUCGCACCCAUCGCUAACCAAAAAGACCGCCGGGUUCCGGUGUUCAUUCCUCGUGCUGCUCAAUACCCGCCUGGUUGCUACCCGCCUCAGCCCUAUGUGAGGCAGCAAAUGCAUAUGCAACAACAUAUGCAACAGUUUCAUCUGCAGCCUCAGCGGCAGCAUCGUCAACCCUACAGAAUUCCCCCAAAGAUCCGUAUCAACCGCCUCGUUAACACCAAGUUCUGCAGCCGUUAUCUCGCUAAGGGAUUUUGCAGGAAGCGCGAUUGCACCUUCGCCCACUCCGUGGAAGAGUUGCGUCCUACCCCUGACUUGCGUUGUACAAAGUGGUGUCGUUUCGUUUUCUUUGGCCUCGAAUGUAGCGAUUCCCAUUGCCCUUAUGCACAUUCGCAAGAAGAAUUUCAACCCCAACCAACAGAACUCAAAACGAUUCCCUGCAAAUUCGCUAGACGUGGAAGAUGCCUCAAUGGUGAUAACUGCAGAUUUCUGCAUCCUCAUGAGAUGAGAGGCGUGCCCCGUCCCCGCCCCCAGAGAGUGCAGCGGUUCGUCCGGCGUUAUGGUGAGGAGUCUUUGGGUGAACCUACAGUUGAAGAAGUACCUACAGUAGUGCAAGAAGAAAUUGCAGCAGUUCCUCUGCCGUCACCACGCCCCGAAGAGAUCAAAGAAGAGAUAAGCAUGACACCGUUCCCUACAGUUUCUCCCGCAGCAGCAGCAGCAGCAGCAGCAGCAGCAGCAGAUGUUACUGCAGCAGAAGAAGAAGCGGAAGAAGAAAAAGAAGAAAAAGAAGAAGUCGUAUAUUCUCACAGCCCUGGCACUCCUCGCACUGUCGAUAGGAUUCGGCCCCUGCUGCGCAGCCCUUGCAUUGUAGCGGAAGAAGAAGAAGAAGAAGAAAAAGAAGAAAAAGAAGAAGAAAAAGAAGAAGAAGAAGAAAGAGAGUCAACACAAGACGAAGGGGAAAGCAGCAACGAUCUUGAUAAUAUAACAAACACAACAACAACAACAACAAGAAGAAGAAGAAAAGGAACAACGCUUAUUCCUCAUACUUUAUCUCGCGAUUCAACUCGUGAUGAAUUACAUAAAUCUGUAGAAAAUAUUAUAACUGCUGUAGAUAACCUGGGGUUAGCUGAUGAGCCUAAUUAA
Molecule: messenger RNA, 1152 nt
Organism: Eimeria mitis
Lineage: Eukaryota; Apicomplexa; Conoidasida; Eucoccidiorida; Eimeriidae
Product: zinc finger (CCCH type) protein, putative
Exons: 3
Coding region: 1-1152 (383 amino acids)
Molecular function (GO): mRNA binding; metal ion binding
Source: RefSeq, a predicted model, not a curated record